Cylicostephanus goldi is the source of this 159-nucleotide messenger RNA. The record is from the annotation of a GenBank genome assembly. Lineage: Eukaryota; Metazoa; Nematoda; Chromadorea; Rhabditida; Strongylidae.
AUGUCUUAUCCAAGAGAGUUCAAGCUCAUGGUCAUCGAAUACUAUCACAACAAUGGCCAGAACAAGUACCGUACCUGUAAAGAGUUCCAGAUCACGAAAUCUAUGCUGAAUGGAUGGCUGUCAAAGAUUAAAGGACUUUGUCCCAAACCCAGCAUGUAA